Messenger RNA from Monodelphis domestica (gray short-tailed opossum), 3899 nucleotides. RefSeq names its product mitogen-activated protein kinase kinase kinase 11 (gene MAP3K11). Lineage: Eukaryota; Metazoa; Chordata; Mammalia; Didelphimorphia; Didelphidae. Gene Ontology annotation, cellular component: centrosome. Gene Ontology annotation, molecular function: protein binding; JUN kinase kinase kinase activity; ATP binding. Gene Ontology annotation, biological process: positive regulation of apoptotic process; microtubule-based process; protein phosphorylation. The record is from RefSeq and is a predicted model, not a curated record.
UAGGGUGAGCCCGCCGGAGUUGUCUCCGUUCUCUGGUCUGAGCCCAGACUCUUCCUGCUCCCAGGCCGAAAAUUCUCGGAGCAGGCCGAAGUAGGCGAGUGCCGAUGGCGUCGACUCCCUUAAAGAGACAGGUGCUCUUCGGCGGCGGAUGGGCAGUGUGGGCUCGGCCGCUGGUGCUGAGGCUCCGGGGCGCCCAGUAGGAAGGUGGGGGCUCGCCCUUGCCCACCGCCGCCGCGACCCGCGAAGUACCGCGGGGUGCCCGGGGGUCCCCCAGUCAGGGCCGCCCCACGGGGCAGCGUCAUCUGAUGCUGUUUCCUGCAAGAGGGAGAAGAGCGGAAAAAAGCGAAACUCCACCCCCGUCGCCGCCGCCCGCCACCGCCGCCUCCUGCCUGGGCUCAACUCGGCUCAGCCGCCUCCCACCCGUUCCCGGGGCCAGAGUCGAUAGAGGCGGAGGAAAUAGCACUAGAGCCGGCCGUCCCCUCCCUCCCAUGCCCCCCAGGCGGCGUCCCCAGGGCCCCCCUAGCCCUGCGAUGCGGGGGGCCGACAGGCGGGACUGCAGGGGCCCCCGGCGGCCGCGGCCGUGGAGUCUGUGAUCGCGGGGCACCCCGCCAUGGAGCCCCUCAAGAACCUGCUCCUCAAGAGCCCGCUGGGGCCCUGGGGCGGAGGGGGUCGGACUGACGGGCCCCCCAAGGCCGGUUACCCCGGCCCCGUGUGGACGGCGCUCUUCGACUAUGAGGCCAGCGGGCGCGAUGAGCUGACCCUGCGCAAGGGCGACCGCGUGGAGGUGCUGUCCAGGGAUGCGGCCAUCUCAGGAGACGAAGGCUGGUGGGCGGGCAAGGUGGGCGACCAGGUUGGCAUCUUCCCCUCCAACUACGUGUCCCGGGGUGGUGCCCCGCAGCCGGAGGUGGCCCGCUUCCAGGAGCUGCGCUUGGAGGAGGUGAUUGGCGUGGGGGGCUUCGGCAAGGUCUACCGAGGUAGCUGGAGGGGCGAGCUUGUGGCUGUCAAGGCUGCCCGCCAGGACCCAGACGAGGACAUCAGCGUGACGGCUGAGAGCGUCCGCCAAGAGGCGCGCCUCUUCGCCAUGCUGGCGCACCCCAACAUCAUUGCACUGAAAGCCGUUUGCCUGGAGGAGCCCAACCUGUGCCUGGUGAUGGAGUAUGCGGCUGGUGGGCCCCUCAGCCGGGCUCUGGCAGGCCGGCGGGUCCCCCCUCAUGUGCUGGUCAACUGGGGGGUGCAGAUAGCCAGGGGGAUGCACUACCUGCACUGUGAGGCCCUUGUGCCUGUCAUCCACCGGGACCUCAAGUCUAACAACAUCCUGCUGCUGCAGCCUGUGGAGGGGGACAACGUGGAACAGAAGACCCUGAAGAUCACCGACUUCGGCCUGGCCCGAGAGUGGCACAAGACCACCCAGAUGAGCGCGGCGGGCACCUACGCCUGGAUGGCCCCCGAAGUCAUCAAGGCCUCCACGUUCUCCAAGGGCAGCGACGUCUGGAGCUUCGGGGUGCUGCUGUGGGAACUGCUGACCGGAGAGGUGCCCUACCGGGGCAUCGACGGCCUGGCCGUGGCCUAUGGAGUGGCCGUGAACAAGCUCACCCUGCCCAUCCCCUCCACCUGCCCCGAGCCCUUUGCACAGCUCAUGGCCGAGUGCUGGGCCCAGGACCCCCACCGCCGGCCCGACUUCUCGGCCAUCCUGCAACAGCUGUCGGCCCUGGAGGCCCAGGUGCUGAGGGAGAUGCCCCGGGACUCCUUCCACUCCAUGCAGGACGGCUGGAAGCGCGAGAUCCAAGGCCUCUUCGACGAGAUCCGAGCCAAGGAAAAGGAGCUGCUGAGCCGAGAGGAGGAACUGACCCGGGCGGCUCGGGAGCAGCGCUCCCAGGCCGAGCAGCUGCGCCGCCGCGAGCACCUGCUGGCGCAGUGGGAGCUGGAGGUGUUUGAGCGCGAGCUGACCCUGCUCCUGCAGCAGGUGGACCGCGAACGGCCGCAUGUGCGCCGCCGCCGAGGCACCUUCAAGCGCAGCAAGCUGCGGGCCCGGGACGGAGGCGAGAGGAUCAGCAUGCCUCUGGACUUCAAGCACCGGAUCACCGUGCAGGCCUCUCCUGGCUUAGACCGGAGGAAAAAUGUCUUUGAGGUCGGGGCCGGGGACUCGCCCACCUUUCCUCGCUUCAGGGCCAUCCAGUUGGAAGCCCCAGACACAGGACAGGUUUGGGGUCGCCAGUCCCCUCGGCGAUUGGAAGACCCAGGAAAUGGGGAGCGCCGGCCAUGCUGGGCCUGGGGGCCCGGUUCCCCUAAGCCAGGGGAGGCUCAGAAUGGGAGGAGACGGUCCCGAAUGGAGGAGACGACGUGGUACCUGGACUCCAAUGACCCUUCCCCUCUGGGGUCCCCGUCCACACCCCCCACACUCAAUGGGACUAGACUGCAGCACUUGGGCCUGGCAUCAUACAGAAGCAGAGGACUGGAGGGAGAAACUGAGGCCUCCGACUCUGAACGCGAUGUCCGUCCCCCAGAGCCUGAGGAGCCACGGCGGCCGGGCCCCUCGGACCGGAGCGGGACCCCCAAGAUUAUCCAGCGUGCCUUGCUCCGGGGGACAGCCCUGUUAGCCUCCCUGGGGCUGGGCCGGGACCUUCAGCAGGCUGGCAGCGGGGCACGUGACAAGGGAGAUGCCACCCCCGAAGAGGCGCUGUCUUCGCCGCCCUCCCCCCUCAUCCGCUUCUCUCCCAAAACGCCAGAUGCCCCGACCUCGCCCCUGAACCUGGACACGGAGACGCCUCCCAGCCCCCCACUGCUUGACCUGGGCACCCCUGGGGGGCAGCCCUCUGCCAAAAGCCCCCGCCGAGAGGAGGAGACGCGGGGGGGAGCCGUCUCCCCGCCUCCUGGGGCCUUCCGUUCUCCGCCCGGCACCCCCCGAUCCCCGACGCUGGGCCUCAUCGGCAGGCCUCGGCCUUCGCCCCUCCGGAGCCGCAUCGACCCGUGGAGUUUUGUGUCCACUGGACCCCGCCCGUCCCCCCUUCCAUCUCCACAGCCUGCCCCACGUCGGGCCCCCUGGACCCUGUUCCCAGACUCAGACCCCUUCCGAGACCCCCCGCCUUUCAACCCUUUCAGCCCAGGGUCCCCACAGAACAGCAGAGCCCAGACCAAAGACAUGGGGGGCCAGGCUCCUUGGGGAGCCACAGGACCAGAGGGGAGCCCCUGAGCGAGGGGGGAAAGACACACCCAACUGAGGCGGGGGCGUCUCAGAGCCUUGGGGACCUGCCCUGGGGAGGUGGAUGGAUGCCCCCAAGGGGGACCUUCAACCAGAGGGGGGCCUCUCCAGAAGCUGCCGUAUACACUGGAAAAGGAGAAAGGGGCCGGACCCCCGAAGGCCCCUCUAGCUAAGGGGCGGAUGGCCCCUGCCUGCUACUCCCCCAGUCCCUCUGGAAGGGGCUGAGCAGCCUCGAGGAGCUGGGGGCCCUUCCCAGCUGCCUGACUUGCUUCCAGAGGCCCUUGGUUCUCCCCCUAAGACAGCCCCUUUUCUUUGGAGGGGCACAAGAUGGGGACGGAACCCCUUCCCUGGAACACUACGCUGCACCUGAAGCCUUAACACUGGACUGAGGGGAAGUCCAGAGGGGAGGUCGGGGUCACCCCCACCUCACUGACCAAUAGGGGGCCCCUGAAGCCACCCCCUUGCCCCUCUUCUUCCCCCGCUGGGGCUCAACACUGUAACUGGCUGGUUUAAGGGGGACCAAAACCUGUCUCAGGGAAUCACUGUCCGUCCUUCCCUGCCCGGGAGGGAGGCACGAGCGCAGUUAGGUGGUUGUGGCCCUGGGUGCGAGGGGAGGGGCCCGCGGGAUGCGCCCAGACCCAGACCCCGGCUCCCCUCACGGCCUCCAUGCUACUGAAACCAAAUAAACUCUUAAGCUGGC